UGUAUUGCUUAAAGAUAUCAUUUUCGAAAAUUUAGUAUUGAUGCAGCAAAUCAUUUGUUACAAGUUUAAAAAUUUGUCUAAAAUAGGGGUCUUCACAAAGUUCAUUAGUUUUUUUUUAAGAAUUUAAAAGUUUUAAGAAUGAAUAAGUAAUAAAAUAUCCCGCAUAUUUUGAGCACAUACAUAUUUUAAUACGCAGAGAAAAUAAAAAUGCUCAUAAAAUAUGGCGAUGCGUGGUAACCAUAAAGCCAAGCAACUCUGACCUAGUUUUGUAGUUUCGUAUCCAACUGCAUAAUAUAGAGCCUUUCGCGACAUCGGAAGGUUAUAAAACGAGCAAGAGGUCAGUUUUGAAAACUCGUCCCGUGAAUGCCUCCACGCGAUAACUUUAAUAAAAGGAAAAAAGGACUUUGAAUUCAUAUAUGUCACAAGAAUGCGAGAUAAUAUUAAAGGUUGCUGUUUGAUUAGGUCAAAUCAUUUUUAAGUUCAUGAACAAGUUGAACUACGAUAUAACGCAAGCUCACAAAUAUACUCGCGUAUUUCGUGGCAAGAGAAUAUGCUAUUUUUAUUUAUUACUCGAGUCAGUUUAUUAAAACAAUAUCAGUCAUUGAAAGCGACUUGAUAUGAGAAACACCUAAGAUAAUUUUGGAAAUUUGUUUUAUAAUGUUUUAUAAUUGUUUUAUAAUGACUUGACUUUAAGCCAAAGUUGACUAAAACACAAACCAAAUUGAUAAUAAUCAUGUCAAUAGAGUUGGUAGUAGGUUACCGUUACGUCAGUUCACAGCUCAUGUGUGUCAGAAUCUUUAAAUUAAAAAAAAAACAAUAAAAUAUUCACAAGACCUUGUUUACCUAAGUCGCACAGUUCAUCGACAUGCACCAUAUUAUCUCAAAUACAAUUUGAGAUUGCUACGUUCAAACAGAAUAAUGUAUAUGAAUGAAGAAAGAACACACACAACUUCAAAUGCGCUGUACAAUUACAUAAUAUAUAAAAUAAAGCGAAUAUAUGUUGUAAACUUGGACACGAAUUUGCAGUAACUUACAAAGGACACAAAUUGCCACAGAAAGAUAAACUGAGUUCAUCAGCAUAUUCUCAACAUUGCUUGAUGGUUUUAUUCCCAUCGGCUUUUUGGGAAAUGCGAAAAUCUAAUUUAACUUCAGUCAGUGUGAUUUGUUUCUGAUGGUUUGCUCGAAGUCCUAAAUGAGGAAGGUCAAAGUUGAAUGCUGUCAAAAUCCUGGACUGAGUUUCAGGUUGUUUGAGAAAUUUAAAGUUGUAAUGGAAAAAUUUGGUUCAAUUGAACUCUUGGUGUUUUCUAUAUACCAUUGUAUAAAUGGAGAAUGUCUGGUUGGAGAGAACUGAUAUACAACACAGGAACAGAGCUACAAAGCCAUGAGGAUGAUGCAAACCAGCAUAACAUAUUUCAAUGAUAAGAGACUGAUAUACAUUCUAUCCAUUGCUGUUUGAAUUUAUUCAUUGGAAGAAGUCUCAAAUCCAAAUAUCUUUAUAUUGAAAAAAAUUGAAGUGAACUCUUUAUCGUUUAAAGUAAAUGAAUGUUCAGACGUAAUAUAACAUUUUUUAUUGCAUAAGAUAUAUUGUUGAAAAAUAAAAAAAUUUGUGCAAUAUUUCUCGAUAUUUCAAAAGAUGUUUGUUUUUCAUCUACUCCAUCUAGCGAUCAAUAUAAUGGGGGUAGAUCUGAAAAAUAGUGCAACAGUAGUAAAAGUGUCAUAAGUGUUCAUUUUUAUGAGUGUGCAAUAUACAAAAUAAGGCGAACGUUAAAUCUAUUUUUUGCAUCUACGUUGUAGAAAAGGUUCAGAUAUUCAAGAAAGAAAUCAAUGAUUUAACGAGGAAAAAUGCACAGCCAGCUUCAACUAUCGGAUGUCUUACAACUCCGAAAAUCAAGAUUCAGCCUCGUACAGUGGAUGUAGAUUUCUAUGGAAGCGCUGCCGAGAAUGCUGAAUAUAAGCCAGAGCUUGGUUUCAGCCAGCACACUCAGAAGCAACCUGGCAAAGAAAUAUCCAUGGAAAGCUUUUUUUCGGAUGGCAAAUCGAGAGUUGCUCUAGUCGGGGGAGCCGGAUAUGGCAAAACCGAAAUGUCUAAAAGUUUCUCCGUUGAUGUGCUUGAUCAAAAGAUACCAGAGCUUAGAGGAGUCGAGAUUGUUCGUCACAUUAACUUUCGAGAUCUUCUAUCUAAGAAGGAGGUCAGUCUCGGGAAAUUAUUAUUUGGAGAUACAGAUUUGGAUGAAGAUGUCCGAGAUCAUGGUGUUGGAUGGAUCAUAUUGCAUCCCGAAAAGUUUCUUCUCGUAAUUGAUGGAGCUGAUCAAUGCGCUUCCCCUCAAGAUCUUGGCAAAUUACGCGGUAACGCCAAUCACUAUGAUAAAGCAGAUCCCAAGCUUCUUAUAAAUCUCAUCCUCGCUCAAAAGCUUUUACCCGGCAUCAAGCUUCUCUACUCAUCACGUGAACACGUUUUACGUUUCUUCGAAGGAGAAGUUCGCCCUGAGAGAGUCAUUGCUUUAGCAGGUUUCGAUGAAGAAAGUGUGGAAAAGCUCAUUUACGCAUUUAGCGGAGAGCAUGGCGAAUAUGUCAUGAAUCGUCUCAAAAAAGAAGCACGCGGCUUACUUUCUCUUUGCUCUAUUCCGAUGUUUCUCGUUCUUACAGUAACUGUGCUGAUACUGUACAGAAACCUCAAUCCCAAGAAAAUGACCGACAUCCUGCUUCUCGUCUUGCUGAAUACCAUGAAUUCAGAGCAUAUGAGAGCAGGUGGAAGAGAAGAUGUAUCUAUUUACGAAGUGUUCAACAGGUUGAAGAAAAUGUCGUUUGACGGAAUGAGGAACAAGAAAGUUACUUUCGCCGAAUCAGAUUUACCGGAAGGAAUCACCAUUGAUCACUUGAAAGAUAUCAUGAUCCCAAUACCAAGAUCAAUUGGAAUCAACCAACGGCUCUUCGAAAAGAACUUUGUAUUCUUUUUUAUCCACCAGUCCAUUCAGGAAGCCCUCGCUGCUCUUUACGUUGCUGAGAUGCCGACAAAGGAAUUCAAAAAGUUUGUCUCAACUGAACUCAAUUUAUCGCAUUGGGUUGUAGUUCGUCGAAUCUUAUGCGGCUCUAUUUUGAAUCCCGAGACAUCCAAGAUUGCAAUGGGAGACGCAGCUGAUGUAGGGAUUCUCAAACAGGGUGAGCUCGUCAGUUGUAGUAAUCGUUUGUGCAUGUUAUCAGACGUUUCGCAUUAGUAUGAGUGAA
This is a messenger RNA of Styela clava, 3225 nucleotides long. The record is from RefSeq and is a predicted model, not a curated record. NCBI's taxonomy places the organism in Eukaryota, Metazoa, Chordata, Ascidiacea, Stolidobranchia, Styelidae.